Molecule: messenger RNA, 603 nt
Organism: Ochlerotatus camptorhynchus
Lineage: Eukaryota; Metazoa; Arthropoda; Insecta; Diptera; Culicidae
Exons: 2
Coding region: 67-603 (178 amino acids)
Source: RefSeq, a predicted model, not a curated record
UUCCAGUUGUGCACGUCCGCACGUCCGAGCAUCGUCGUAAUCUAGUAGUCACCUUAUUCCACCGUGAUGAAACCGAUUUCUCAACGCUUACUAUGGCUGUUCGUGGUGGCAGUAGUGGUAUCCACCACAGCCGAUGCCAAAGUAGGCCGAGCCGAUUCGACCAGCACCGAAGACAGCGAACCCCAGCUGGAUCCACUGGAGUUCUCCUAUCUAACGCUAUGGAAGUACACGUUAGCCGAGUGUGACAAGAAAGGAGUGAAUGGAUCGAUCAUUACCCAUUCCUGGAUCGGGGUCCGAAGUUGCCUCCGCAGCAAGCUGGAUGUGAUUGCAUUCAACAUGGAUUCAAUGCGAUUGGACGUCGACAACCAGCAGGCGAUUCUGGAGAAGCACUGUCCGAAUCUGCGACAUGCAAAAGGUUGCUUCGAACCAUUCAUGAAGAAUGUAAAGUCGUGUGUUCAAGAGGACGACUACGAGAUUUUCGAAGCUAUGCGAGACUGGAUCACGGGGGUUUUGGAGCACAUUUGUGAGGAUAAUGGGGCGCGCAUUAGUAAGAUCAUUCGAAACCGUCAAGUCAACCACGAUCUUACGCAUGUUUUCUUCUAG